Messenger RNA from Selaginella moellendorffii, 1349 nucleotides. RefSeq names its product aldose 1-epimerase. The record is from RefSeq and is a predicted model, not a curated record. Gene Ontology annotation, biological process: beta-D-galactose catabolic process via UDP-galactose, Leloir pathway; glucose metabolic process. Gene Ontology annotation, molecular function: aldose 1-epimerase activity; carbohydrate binding. The transcript has 6 exons. The coding region runs from base 28 to 1107 and encodes 359 amino acids. Lineage: Eukaryota; Viridiplantae; Streptophyta; Lycopodiopsida; Selaginellales; Selaginellaceae.
UAAGGGCAUGCUAUUCUUCUGUUAGCAAUGGCGAGUGAUAGCAAGUGUGUAGAUGUGGAGGCUUGGGGGCGCAAGCCGGGGGUCUAUCUGUACACCUUGAGGAAUGGAGGCAUCACUGCCAGGAUCACGAACUGGGGAGCGACCAUCGUCUCGCUCUGCCUCAGGGAUCCUUCAGCUGGAGAGGACAUUGAUAUCGUUCUGGGAUUUGAUUCCUGCGAUCCUUACAUGGAUGGAACCUCGCCGUAUUUUGGAUGCAUUGUUGGUCGCGUAGCGAACCGGAUCAAAGACGCAUCUUUUUCCAUGGAUGGAGUCACGUACACUCUGCCUGCCAAUAACAACAUGAACACUCUUCAUGGUGGUGAAGUUGGAUAUGACAAAGUGCUGUGGCAGUCGCAAAUUGUCAAGGAAUCUCAGGUCCCAGCGGUCGAAUUUACGUACCGCAGCAGCGAUGGCGAGCAAGGAUUCCCGGGCGAGCUGGACGUUUCAGUAACUUAUGCUCUUCACGAGAACGAGCUGCGCGUGGAAAUGAGAGCUGUGCCGGCGAGCAAGCAAACUCCGGUCAGCCUUGCGCAGCACACGUACUGGAACCUGGCGGGGCACAAGAGCGGCAGCAUCCUCGACCACACCAUUUGCAUCUCGGCCUCUCGCUACACUCCAGUGGACGACUUCCAGAUUCCCACUGGCGAGCUCGCCCCCGUCGCAGGCACCGCCUUUGAUUUCCUGCAAGAGGCCAGGAUCGGUUCCAGGAUUGAUCAAGUCGAGGGGGGAUACGAUCACAACUACGUGCUGGAUCAGAAGCAAGGACCUGGGCUUUGCUUUGCUGCCAGGGUGAGAGAUCCAUCCAGUGGAAGAACGAUGGAGCUUCUCACGGACGCGCCGGGCUUGCAGUUCUACACGGGGAACUUCUUAGUGGCAGAGGCUGGAAAAGAUGGACAGGUUUACAGGAAGCACGCCGGGCUUUGCCUCGAGACGCAGGGAUUUCCAAAUGCCGUUAACGACGCAAGGUUCCCGAGCGUGAUGGUUUCCCCCGGGGAAGUUUACAGGCACCAGAUGGUGUUUAGAUUCUCCGUGACACGAAAGGAAAAAACAAAGUGUUUGCUCGAGUGAUUGAUAGCAGCUUUCGGCCGAGUGGAGCAUUCAAGGUGCUGGGAGGAGAGGAUUGAUUGAUAGUGUCAUUCCAUCCACACAGCAGAUAAGUUUACAGAGCAGGACGAUUGAUCCUGUAACAAACAUAGCAAAGAACACACAGAGAGAGAUCACACUGGAAUUUAUAAAGAAUCCAUAGCUUAGAGAAGAUGUUACAGCUUGAUCUCAAAUUCAUGGGUGUCUCUGACCAUGCUCUUUUCGUU